AUUUCAUUCGUGAUCUUUCUUUUCCGGAAGCGAGUGUGUUACUGACUGCUGUUCGAGGCUGGCCAGUGUGAUUGGUAAACGACACGUUUUGGUAACUCAACUGAAACAUUGAAAGUUUAAGUUCUAAUUUUUUAGGCAGAUUGCUGUCUUGUUGAUAAAAAUGUGACAUCCUUCUGAGUUAGAAUUCAUUUAAUAACGAUAGUGUUCUUAAUUGUGUACGAUGUUUUAAUCUAUCAAAUGGCUCAUGAAUUACGAAAAAUAUAGGUUUCCAUAAGUACACACCUAAAAGCAGCGAUACAUUGCUUAUAUAAAUAAGCGAAAAUUGCUUUUAUGGAUUUCCAAAAUACAUUUCGUAACAUUAGCACGACGGUGUCACACGAAAUAAGGUAUAAAGUACUGUAAAAUAUAGAUUUUUAAUUUAUUAUGCAAACUGCUUUGUACGUUGAGUGUUUUAUCGCUUUCUGUAAUUAAGACUAACGUCGAGUCUCAUUUUAGGUGAUUAAUAUGAGAAUGUUGCGUCCGUUCUUCGUGCAUAGAGUAAUCUGAGAGUCUUUAAAGGGCGUAUGUCAGACAUGAGAGCCGUAGAGGACUGGGGUUGCACGGUGUCGGUUUUUGAGAUAAGUGAGGAGUCUUUACAUAUAAACAUAACCAGCAAUGGGAAGGUUUCGAAUCCUUCUGUAUCCGAGGGUCCACAGCGCGGUUUAGCCGAGCCUUUAAGCUGCAGUGGGACCCUUUUGGACAGUCGGUCUGGGAUAGUGCUGUGUCACAGCCUCGUCUUCUCCGCUUUCCUCAAUAAAAGCAUCAAUAUCUCCGAUUAUCGGGUCCUGUUUCCAGACAGCUUCAGCAGUAGGCUGCACGUCUACGUGCAGCGCCCCGAAGAACUUAAAAGUGUAGAUAACACGAAGCAGCAAAGCCAUGUAAUGCGCCAGUGCCUCGGAAAAGCCAAGCAAACCGUGUCCAAGCCGUCCCCUCAGAAGGCAGAGCUCCUCAUGCUAGUCUCCAAUCCGCAAUUCCAAAAAGCGUUCACGAGGUUAUUUAAUAAACCAGAUGAGUGGAGAUUUUGCAGCAACACAGGGGAUAUAGACCUGGAUGACCUAAAAAAGGACACAGAGUUUCUAAGUUGGUUUGCUGUGCUUAAGGUUCCAGGCCUUUUGGGUAGAGGGCAGAGAGCUCUACCUUGGGUGUCCAGUUCUAGUCUGAAAAAGGGGGAUGUCGUUUUCGCCUGUGGCUCCCCGUUUGGCUCCUUCUGUCCUGACCUAUUCAUGAACACCCUCAGCAAAGGGAUAGUGAGCAAUGUCGCCGGGGAGAGCAGGGCCUUGAUCCUCACGGAUGCCCGCUGCCUGCCUGGCACAGAAGGAGGGGGACUCUUCUUGGACAAAGGGGGCCGCUUCUGCCUUGCUGGGCUGAUAGUGUCCCCGUUAUGUUGGAGGGCAGGGGAAUGGAUUGGCCUGACGCUGGUGUGUUCCCUGGAGUCCGUUGUCAGGAACAUUUGGUUUGUGAAUAAAGGGGACCCUUGCCUGAAUUGGAUACUGUCCGACACCCCGUCGCACUUCGUACAAGAUCUGCCAGUCACAGGUGAAGCCAAAAGUGUUAGACAGCACCCCACCGUAGCAUUAGUACAGAGCGGCGAGCUCUGGGGCUCUGGAGUCCUGAUGAACUCAAGAAUGAUGCUGACAUGCAGACACGUUGUGAACGGAGCUUCGAGGGUGGUUGUGAAGAUCAACAAUAAAGAGAGAUUGCUUACUGCGGUGGGGAAUGUGGUUUACUCCACUAAGGACUCUUCGCCCUACGAUGUAGCAGUAGUGCUCCUGGCAGAGCCCCUUCCCAGUACUACUGUUCCUGCUGUGGCCAGGGACUUCAGAGCAGGNGAAGAUGUGUAUGUCACAGGGUAUGGUGUGUUCGGCCAGAGCUGUGGGCCCUCGGUGACCUCUGGGAUCCUCUCCAGAAUAAUCGCUUGUGAUUUCCAGCCUGCAAUGCUGCAGACAACAUGCGCAGUUCAGGCCGGCGCCAGUGGGGGCGCUGUGAUUCGAGCAGCCACAGGAGAGCUCCUAGGCCUGGUAUCCAGCAACACCCGGGACUGCGCUGCUGGAGUGACGUACUCCCAUCUGAACUUCAGUGUUCCAGUCACAGUGCUGUCCCCCCUGCUGCGCCAGUAUGCCCUGACUGGAGACUCGGGGGUGUUUGAGGAGCUGGACCGAGCCAGUGACGCUGUCAGAGCUGCGUGGAGACUACAGGGCAGCCACGGUCUGAUUCCCCGGAGCAAACUCUGACUCCCUCUGCCAGCCACAGGCAGGGAGAGAGACUCCUCUGACUGACCUGCAAGGGCUACAGAUGUGUCUUUGCUUAAAUCAGAUGCUGAUAAUCUGUCACUGAGGCUGAUCACAUGAAGAGAUUCUAAAGGAGCAGUUCAUAGGGAGCUCAUAAGGAGGACAUGAUUUACAAAUCAGAAAAUUAAAAACUGAUUUUGUAUCAAGAGUGUGAAAGGAGUCAAAUAUUUAAUCUUACCUAAACGAGAGUGCUCAUAAUUUUGUUUGUUUCGAUUAAAAGGUAGUUUUAGCGCA
This is a messenger RNA of Lepisosteus oculatus (spotted gar), 2561 nucleotides long. The record is from RefSeq and is a predicted model, not a curated record. NCBI's taxonomy places the organism in Eukaryota, Metazoa, Chordata, Actinopteri, Semionotiformes, Lepisosteidae.